CCCGUCGUGCCCCGCGGCAAGAAAAAAAUAUGGCGGCCUGAGGGGCGCGCGCGCGCGCGCUCGCGGGGGCCCGGCCGGGAGAGGCGUGAAGGCAAAGUUUGGGGCGGGCCCGAACCCGAGCAGAACCGGCCGCAAAAGUCAUUGGGACCCCGGGCGGAGACGAGCCCGACCGGAUUUAGAGAAGGAACUGGGAUAAAGGGCCUGCCUAAGAGGAAGCAAUGAAUCCUUUUUGAAGCAUCAGACCGCAGGAGCUGUUGGCCAGAUGAUGCUGGAUGCUGACAGGGGAAAGCUGAUUCAGAGACAAGCAGCCCGAAAUGUUUGGACACGUCGUCACUUUGGAUCUUGGAAACAUGCGUGGACCCAUGGGUGUAGCUGUUCCUGGAAUCUUCUGCUUGUCUACCAUCCCAUGUUGAUGGUGGUUUUGCCUUGAUUCUGAACCAGCUUCUGCUGGGAGUUUGUGGAAAAGCAGAUUCAAACUAUGCUGAAGGGCAUCUGAGUGAGUGUCCCUGCUUCAUGAAGCUUUAAAUUUGAGCGUAGGCUGGUAACCCGCUUUCGGAGCCACGCAGGUGGGAGGAUGUCGAGCACAGCUCCAUCAAAGAAGCCUUACCGCAAGGCGCCCCCGCAGCAUCGUGAGAUCCGCCAUGAGGUACCCAUCAUCCGUGAUGACCAGGAUGGAGUAAUCGUGGCCGAGCAGAGUCAGGAACCCUUGACGGAUUCAGAAAGGAUGAAGCUAUUGCAGCAUGAGAAUGAGGAGUUGCGUCGACGGCUGACAUAUGUGACUAACAAAAUGGAGGCGAUGGAGAGGGAGCUGGAGUCGGGUCAGGACUACCUGGAGAUGGAGCUAGGCCAGAACCGUGAGGAGCUGGAGAAAUUCAAGGACAAAUUCCGUAGGUUGCAGAACAGCUACACUGCUUCCCAGAGAACCAAUCAAGACCUGGAGGAGAAGCUACAUGCCCUGGCCUCUCUCAGCCAAAGCUGGAUUUUUGCAAUUAAGAAGGCAGAGAUGGACCGCAAGACGCUGGACUGGGAGAUUGUAGAGCUCACUAAUAAAUUGCUUGAUGCCAAAACCACCAUCAAUAAGCUGGAGGAACUCAAUGAACGUUAUCGACAGGACUGUAACCUUGCAGUACAGCUGCUCAAGUGUAACAAGUCCCACUUCAGGAACCACAAGUUUGCUGAUCUUCCCUAUGAGCUGCAGGACAUGGUCAACAAGCAUUUGCAUAGCACUCAGGAGUCCUCAGGUCCUGGUCAAGAGACAGUCCACACGUUGGCUCCGUCUGAUGUUGUGCCCACCUCAGUCAUUGCCAGAGUCUUGGAGAAACCAGAAUCCCUGGUUCUGAAUUCAGCCAAGUCUAGCAGUGGCAGCUGUCCCAUGGCUGAGGAUGUCUUUGUGCAUGUGGACAUGAGUGGAGCGCCUCCUGAUGCCUGCAAUAGCAUGGGGCAGAUGGGGAAGGAGGGAGGAGAUGCAGGGAAACAGCAGAAUGGUGGCUGCAAGCCUCAGAGCAGCGUGGAAAGUAUGCCAGAGGAGGUGCCUGCCUUUGAGAAGCUAAGCCCGUACCCUACACCUUCACCUCCCCAUCCUAUAUAUCCUGGGCGCAAAGUGAUUGAGUUCUCUGAGGACAAGGUAAGGAUUCCAAAGAACAGCCCCCUGCCCAACUGUACCUAUGCUACACGCCAGGCCAUCUCCCUCAGCCUGGUACAGAGCGAAGAUGAGAGCUGUGACAGGCACCAGAUGCUCCCUAACAGCCCUGCUUCAGAAGGGUGCCGUUCUGCCUCUAGCUGUUCCUGUCAGCAGUCCCCGAAAGCAGCCAGGGCUCACGGCUCUUCCCAGAGCAGCCCAUUCAGCAGCCCUCCUCAAAUCCCGAGCGCCUUUGCGAGCUCUGCCAGCUCUGAGGAGGACCUGCUGGCCAACUGGCAGCGUAUGUUUGUGGACAAGGCACCCCCCACCUCAGAGCAGGUGCUGAUGAACCGCACGGCCUUCAGCCAUGAGACGGCCCCUGAGCUCCAGAAGAGGUUCAGCCGCUCCAUGCAGGAGCUGGGUAGGGCAGCCUCGGCUUACUCGGAUGGUGAGGAGUCUGCGCAAAGCUGCAGCUGGACCGUGAGCCGAGACUCAAGUGUGGACACAGACAGCACUGAGUCCAGAGCCCGAAGGAGCCAUUUCUCCUCAGACUAUGGUACAGAUUUCUCCCAGGAUGAAGCUCAGAAGCUGUUGCAGGGAAGCAUUGGAGGCACUGCUGAGGCUGGAAGCCCCUCACCAGAGAAGCACAAGGAUUACGUGGACCUUGGCUUUCCUGAGAGCCCAGCUGAGGAAAGAGAAAUGUUACUCCAGGGAAGCAGGGAGAUCAACCAAGGAGGUGUCCAGGAGGAAAGUGGAGAGGGCAGGGUCAAGCCUCCCUUCAGUCGGCCGCACCGCAGCCCCAAGAGGAUGGGGGUCCACCACUUACAUCGCAAGGACAGUCUGACACAAGCUCAGGAGCAGGGCAACCUUCUCAGCUGAGACAGGGCAAGAAGCAGCCGCAUACUGCAGAGGUGUGGGCUGCCUCCAUCUGUCCACCUUCUGAGGGAUAAACCCCCCUCAUUACCCUCCUCCCGAGGGGGCUCUGCUCUAAAUUUUAUAUUUAUUCUCUUCUUUUGCUACCUGGAAGAGCUGAGGUCGCCCUUCCCUGGCACCUCAGACCCACAGUACUAGCACAUGUAGUGUGCAGAAGCACACCCACUGCCCCGGCACACUUGCAGCUCUUUUCACAGCCUCACACUGGUGCUUGUACCGGAGCUCAUUCUUGGUACCCCUCGUCCUGGUGCCUGUGCCUCUCUAUGCUCCUAUCCUUCUUCCCCCUUCCCGCUCAGGUACCCGAGGCCCUGCGUGCUCUCGUGCUGGUUGCCCGCAGCCGCUCUGCUGUCUUUUAACUUGUGCCACAGGGCAGAGUGCCUGUGUGGCGGUGUCUGAUUCCGUGGGAGCCUGCAGGGGCUGUGAGUAGGGCAUGAGGACUCUCCCAGCGGAUGGCAUUGGGCCCCUGGGGAUGUGCUGGGCUUGCUGGUGUCUCAUCUUCCUGCUGGGUUUUGUUUUCCUCAGCUGCCCUCUGGGUGGUUCUCUGGAAUCUGCCUCUGCAGGUCCUUGUUGCUUGGCUCCUGCAUCAGGCUCAGCACCUGGCCCCUGCUGAGGCAACUCACAGAUGCUGGUGCUGUGGCGUGGGGCACGGGUGCUGCCUGCCGAGGUGGUUCAAGGAGGUGUUUGCCUGCUGGGCGCUGGGGUUUGUGUUUGUGUGUCUCCUCCCUCACACCUCUUCCCCCGCUCUUUAUGCUGUUGUUUUGUUUGAACGGUGCUGACGCUUUGUUCUUGGGUGGGCUUCUUUCUUCUUUCCAAGCCUUUGGUUUUGGGGUGUAUUAUUUUUUCUUUCUCCCCACCCUGCAUAAACAGACACAGCCGUUGGCAGCCAAUCCGAUGCCUGCGCUGAGGGUGUGUUGAGGAGGCUCAGCUCAUGGAGCUGCGCUUCCUUCUGAUCCCUGCUUCCAGCCUGCAGAAACCCCUUCAGACUUAAGAACAAGUUCUCACCCUGGGCAAGCAAGGUGUGAGGGACACUACUUGGCUUCUCUGGGCAGGGCUUGGUGCAGGGAUGCAAGGACAGCGUGCUGAGGAGCUGCUCCCUGUAGAUGCACUACCUCACGGCUCAGCAGCAGCUCUUUGCCAGGGUCUCCUCACAUGCUCCCUUCUCUGGGGGGUUCCAGGCUGGCUCUGGUGUCUCUCCAGGGCCGCCGCCUCUGAGUAGGGCCUCUCUGUGCAUUUUUCCUAGUGUAGUGUGAUAUUGUGUGACUUUUCUUCGCAGUCUUCUGUGCUCAGUGUCUUGUUUGGGGGGAGGGAAGGGGAGAGGUUGGUAGAUGUAGGUAUUUUUUUGAGGGCUUAUUAAGUCCAGGCGUCUUGUUUUUAUUUUGUCCUGUGCUCUUGUCUGUCUGGUAUUUCUUGGCUUCCUCAGGGAGUGUGAGGCAGAGAAUAGCCUGGUUCCCUGCUCCAGGUCCGCCUCACACCCCGCUGACUGUCCUUAGCCUUCUCUCUAGUCUUUGAGUUGGGUUUGUACUGUCCUCCCACCCUACUCAACAAGGGCUCUUUGCUGGGUUGCAGGAGAGCAGCCUGCUGUCCAGGAGGGAACUUACAGCAAGAUGUGCAGCCAAGAGCUGCCUGGAGCCCUGCUCCCUUCCCCAGAGCCCCCAUCUCUGCAAAGGGCCUGCAGCUUGCAGCUGGGCCCAGCCAGGGCUUCAGCUUGAGCCUGGAGGCUCCAGAGCCUGUGAAAGGGAGCUGUGGGUUUCUCUGGUGGCUGUGUAAGCUGGUUUGUGCACCCUCGCUAGAGCUACUGCCCACAUGCUCGCCUUGUUUCCAACCUCUAACAGUUGUGGAGCUGGAUGCCACCCUCUGGCAGGGAGGUGGGACUCAGUAUUUCACUCUAUACCUGUGCAAACAGGCUGGUGCUGAGAGCAGAAGCCUCCUCCGAGCCUGAAGGGUGUUCCAUCUCCCCUGUCCUGAAUGUGGCGGUGGUGUCCUUGCAUUUGCUCUCAUCAGCCACUCCACUGCUGCGAUUCUUCUGUUCUUCUGCAGCGUUGCUGAGGGCUUGCCAGCUCGUGCCUCACGGACAUCACCUGGGGUUGGGUGCUCAGUGAGUGAGCUCCUCUGGCUCUGAGGCUGCCCGUGGACUGUCUGUGGGACAGCACAGCCGCUUGGGCAGUGGGGGAGGCAUUGCCCCUCAGGGCUCAACCCCAUCUCCCCUGAAUCCUGACAUGCUGGUCAGGGGACAAAACCCACUCUUGCUGAAGCUGAUGGUGCCGAUGGUGCUGGGCAGGUAGUCUUAAAAGCAAAACAGUGGAGAAACGGAGGGGUGACAAACGGGUGCCCAGCACCUCACCAGACACUGCUGCUUCACAGCAUUAGGCCACUCCCAGGGAUUAAGGGGGAGUGGUGGCCUCAAGAGGAGCAGACCCCUCUCCCAGCAGGCACGGUUCCUGCCCUCUGCACUUCUGCUCACCUCCAGCAGUAUUGGCUCUGGGCCUUGAGCUGACCCCACUUUCAGUGUCCCAACUUCAGACUGUUAAUCUGUAACUAAUGUGUUUUUUUUCUGAAAUUUUCAAGCUGAUGUAUAUUUUAAGACCAGAAAUAAACUAUUUUAAAAGUA
Molecule: messenger RNA, 5159 nt
Organism: Cuculus canorus (common cuckoo)
Lineage: Eukaryota; Metazoa; Chordata; Aves; Cuculiformes; Cuculidae
Gene: TJAP1
Product: tight junction associated protein 1
Exons: 13
Coding region: 575-2497 (640 amino acids)
Biological process (GO): Golgi organization
Cellular component (GO): trans-Golgi network
Source: RefSeq, a predicted model, not a curated record